Eurypyga helias (sunbittern) is the source of this 778-nucleotide messenger RNA. RefSeq names its product chromosome unknown open reading frame, human C2orf47 (gene MAIP1). Gene Ontology annotation, molecular function: ribosome binding. The annotation marks the transcript as partial. The transcript is spliced from 4 exons. The record is from RefSeq and is a predicted model, not a curated record. Gene Ontology annotation, cellular component: mitochondrial inner membrane. Lineage: Eukaryota; Metazoa; Chordata; Aves; Eurypygiformes; Eurypygidae. Gene Ontology annotation, biological process: protein insertion into mitochondrial inner membrane from matrix; inner mitochondrial membrane organization.
GCCUUUUCUGUUGUUUCAAAGCAGCUCUCUCAGUGUAAACUUGACCUGCUGGAAGGACUUGUAUCAGCAGAGGUAUUUCAGGUGCUGAAGGAAAAGCUUUCUUUGCUCCCUGAGAACCACAGGGAUGCUUUAGCAGCUGACAUUGAUGCAAUCAUGUACACAACAGAAGGAGAUGUUCGCAUUUACUAUGAUGAUGAUGGAAGAAAGUUUGUUAGUAUCCUGAUGCGUUUCUGGUACCUGAAUGAUGCUAACCUACCUGAUGAAGUACCGGGCGAAACCAAAGUUUUCCAGAUUGUGUUUGGCGACGAGAGCACUAAAGAAAAGAGACAUCUUUUAACAGCGAACUAUGAAUUCCAAAGGGAAUUCACAGAAGGAGCAAAACCAGACUGGACAAUUACACGGAUUGAACAUCCAAGGCUAUUGGAAUAAAUGCUUUCUACAGUCUUUUUAUGUACCAUUGUAAAUGUUCCGAUGUUACAAGUGUCAGGCUUUUUUGGGGUCUCUUCCCCCACCCCCCCUUCUGUCCUCUCCUCCAAAAGAGGGAUGAAUUUUGUAUGUUUGAUUUCCCAAAAUUGUUUCUGAAACUUGCAUGGUGCUGCAGCACUAGAAUAAAGCCUCUUCCCUGCAACAGGCUAGUACAAGUUUAAUUGGUACUAAUGCUUGUUCAAGGCAUUUACACAGCACAGUUUCACACAGGCCGGUGUGUUAGAUUCUUAGAUUCUGAGAAGAAAUGGUACUACUCUUAGAUAAAAAACACAUUCAUGGCUGGUGGCUCUUC